AGGACUUCCCUUCAGAGAAGCUGUCCUGCUUCUUCCGCUCCAGCAGCAGGUCAGACUACAGUGCCUACGAUCCACAGGCCACUCUGGAUAAGAAUGCAACCAACUGACGUGCCUUCAGAUCCCUCUGAGCUGCACCGAGAAUGAAACUCUCCAUUUACAAGCUUAGCGGCUCCGAAGAGGCUGGAGCUUCGCAGUAAUUCAAUACUCCCCUCCAAAGGGGUUUUCCUUCUGCUGUUGCACAACGAAAGAAGCCGGGACCCUGGAAAGCCAGACGCCGCUCUCCCUGCCACUCCGAGGGCCCGGCGGGCUCCUUCCCAAGGCUGUGGGAGGGGACGUGGAGCACUUCUGGCAUGCGCUGACAGAUUGGUGAGUGCAGGAGAAACGGACGCGCCACCCAGCCCAGGGCUGCCGGGAACCAAGGGCAAAGCCGAGCGUGCUCCGGAGCGACUCCGAAAUGGGUUUUCUGUUUGCCUUCUUCAUGCUGCUGGUAGCCAUGGUCUUCGCGGCGGUGAUACUCCUGGUUGUGGGAAGCGUUUACUUUGACGCCACCAAUUCUGAGAUCCCUCCCGGAGUGGAACACGCUGCAAAGCUCCGAAUCAUUCAUGCUUCCUUGAUUGGCGUGGCUGUCCUGGGAAAGAUUUUGGAGAAUCUGUAUAUCUGCCCACAACUGAAAUUCAUGAGGCUUCUGAGCAAUGGACGGAAACCAGGAAAAGACCCCACGCUUUUCAUCAGGGAUGUGAAGUUGGCGCAUGUUUCUGCUCGCAUCUACCAGCCCAAAACUCCCUCUGCUGGGCGAAGGAAGGGCAUCGUGUAUUUUCAUGGUGGUGGCUGGGUAAUCGGGAGUAUCCAAACACACGAAAAAAACUGCUGCUACCUUGCUAGAGAGAGCGAAUCGGUGGUCGUGUCUGUGGACUACCGUCUUGCUCCUGAGCACAUCUUCCCAGCCCCACUCAACGACUGCCUCGCUGCCACCACCCACUUUCUGGAGACUGCAGAAGACUACGGUGUGGACAGGGCCCGCGUCAUCGUGGCUGGGGACAGUGCCGGUGGCAACCUGGCCGCCAUGGUUGCUCACACCUUAGCGAGCAGGCCAGAUCUCCCAAAGCUUCGUGCUCAGGUCCUCAUCUACCCUGUCCUCCAGGCUGUAGAUUUCAACUUGCCUUCCUAUCAGCAGAACCGAGCUGUGCCCCUCUUGUACCGGGAACAGGCGGCUUUUUACGUAUUGCAGUACCUGAAAGGAAACGCUGCACUCCUCGAGGAGGUCCUGGAAAGCUCUCACGUCCCCGUGGAGCUGAGGUUGCACUACAGAAAGUGGCUGAGUGCAGACCACAUCCCUGAGGAGUUCAAGGCCAGAGGCUUCAAGCCCCCCGUGGUGGCUGCCUGUGGCGAUGAGGUCCAUGAGGCCCUGAAGAACCUGAGCUGCUCAGAGAGCUUUCCCCUUCUGGCUGAAGAUGCCGUCCUUCGCCUGCUCCCUGAGACGUUCCUGCUGACAUGCGAGUACGACGUCCUCAGGGAUGACGGACUGCUGUAUAAGAAAAGACUGGAGGAGAACGGCCGGGCGGUGACGUGGUUCCACAUCGCUAAUGGAUUCCAUGGGGUCAUCAGCUUCUUCGAUAGCGGCUGGUUCAGUUUUCCGUCUGGGAAAAAGGGGAUGACUGAGAUUGUCAAUUUCAUAAAACGUUUAUGAAAACACCCAGCAAAGUCGUCUCAGUGCAACUUAACACCUGAGAUAUUAAAACAGGGAAUGGAACAAAUACAUAUUUGAAUGUUGAAUUUCAGGGAUGAAAUUUUGGUUCAUGGCUGAUGGCUUCUCUGUUGUUGUGGACGGUCUCAUAGGAUAGAAGACCAAAGAAUACGCUUGACAGAUCCAUCCCAAGUAGAAAAUCUUGGAUUCUUCAAGAGAUGCACAAUAAUAACUGUGUUGAUGAGGUCAAUGCCUUUAUUUCCUUGCCACCCAAUAACUGAAGCUCUCUGGACGGUUCACAACGGCCAGGGAUGUUCAGGCAUGGUAUGUUCCCAGUUGGAGAAUAGAGCCCAAAUAUUCUACUAAAGUACUGAUUGGAAACUGGCUGGAAGAAAGAAAAAAGUUUAUAAAAGA
Messenger RNA from Varanus komodoensis (Komodo dragon), 2098 nucleotides. Its product is annotated as arylacetamide deacetylase-like 4. Gene Ontology annotation, cellular component: membrane. Bases 455 to 1687 code for a protein of 410 amino acids. The transcript is spliced from 6 exons. NCBI's taxonomy places the organism in Eukaryota, Metazoa, Chordata, Lepidosauria, Squamata, Varanidae. Gene Ontology annotation, molecular function: carboxylic ester hydrolase activity. The record is from RefSeq and is a predicted model, not a curated record.